Symbiodinium sp. CCMP2592 is the source of this 3069-nucleotide messenger RNA. Lineage: Eukaryota; Dinophyceae; Suessiales; Symbiodiniaceae. The record is from the annotation of a GenBank genome assembly.
AUGGCGACUUCGAAAGCCUUGGGCGACCAACUGCUCACCAUCUCCUCACUCGCAGAGACCAUGACAGACCAGACAACGAAAGACCGGAUGAUCGAGUCCUGUAUGGAGUCUGCCAAGAAGCAGAUUUCGGGUCUCCGGCUCACGGAUUCAGCAGAAGUCCAGACACUGUUCGCUACGGUGCAGUCCUUGAACUUCAGCGAGAGUCAGAAGGACGAGCUGAUGCGGCAGAUCGGUGAUCGUUUCGUGGCAUGCAGCACACCCAAAUCACAGGGCAGCAAGAAGUCCAUGCAGACCAUGGACGACCCGGGAAGUUUCCUCCGGGCCUCGGAUGUGACCUUCAUCUCGAACCCAGACCACACCAUUAAGGCCAAGGCAAGUCGGAUGGCCAUGAUGUUUUGCAGCAUCAACUGCAGCUGCCCGACGGAGCCUACUUCGGGCCGAGCUGUGGGAGUGCUCAAGAACGACUUUGGCCUCAAGGAACUCGAGGACCCUCAAGUGUUUUACAACACAGUUCAGGAUUUCAAAGCAGCCUUGAAGUCGCACUUCAAGUCCAAUCCCAGUGGGUCGACGAGCCAUGUGCACAACUUCACGACACCGGCAGAUCUACCCUCCGAUGUGUAUACGAGAGCAUAUGGUGAGGAAGGGCCGUCCGGACAUGCCGGCCUGGGUGGCUCCAUCGGUCCAGUUCGAAAGUCUUCUGCGAUGUUGAAGAGCCAGAACAACCAGAAGGUUCCUACUCUAGACCUUCAGGUGCCUUCGCAGAACAACAUGGCGAAUAUGAUGAUGCAAGGGUUCCAGAGCAUGCAGCACAUGUUCAAUGUCUUCGCAGGUGCACAGCAGGCUGGCAUGUCCGGCCAGCAGAACAUCUUCAUGAACAACACCAAGACGAACCCGCCGAAGCAAACCCUCGCAAUCACGAAUGGACCCGAUGCAGCAUCGAGUCCAGCACGUGCAGAGCCGGAGCAAGCUCAGCCUAUGACUCCGGAAGAGCAGGUGAACACCAUGCUCUCCAGCUGGAAGAAUCGUCAAGAGGAGAACAAGAAGAAAGCCGAGGAUGGCAAGGCUGGUGAUCCGGAGGGUGGCAGCGAGAAGGCCGAGGAUGUGCAAAGUGCCGAUGGAAGCGAGGACCAAUUCCUGCAAAGCUUGGGCAUUGCCCGAAUCAUGACAUCCAGCUCCAGCUCCAAACCUUUGGCAAGCCUGGGGAGGAAGGUGUUUGUAUCACAACGAGGUCUGGAAUCCGUGCUCAGCGAUUUGAAGAAGACCGGUUUCCUCGCCGACGAUUUUGCUACCACCUCGCGAGCCUCGAUUAAGCGAGCGAGGGAUGGUGAAGAGAAGUCGUGGGAGAAUGCCUUUGGGCAGAUGAUCAUUAACAUGGACAUCCCACAUGAGAGCGAUGACACGAAAUUUGUAAGGGUUCCCUUCGUGCCACCUGUUGUGCUGCUGCAGCACUGCAUCGCCAACGAGCAUUACCAUGGACUGCUCAAAAAGUGUGGCCAGUCCAGCCCUGGAGACAAGAAACUACAAGUCAUCUACUGGUCCAUCGUCCAGCACGGGCAAGAUCUGGCCUCGGAGUGGCUUUGGUUCCCUUUGUGUAUACUGAGAAGCACUCUUUGCAAUCGGAUCGGCGGCCUCACUGUGCUUUGGAAACAUGCCAUCCAGCACAUGUUCAUGGAUCAUGACAUGCGGCAUGGUGUGGUGCUGCAGACAUCCACCACAGCAUUUCCCGUCUUUGCCGACCUCUCUGUUCUUAUAGCGGACGAGGCAGCCCUGAAACAAACAGCUGAAAGCAAAGGUGCCUCGGGCACAGUGUUUUGUAUGAGAUGUGCGAAUGUCGUUGCCCACCGAAGCGGGCUACAGGACCAUGGCGAUGUUCUCUCGUCGACAUGCACUGACUUCACGAAGUUUCGCUUGCACACGAACCGGUCGGUCGGUGAAAUCAUGAGGUACCUCUCUUCCCAACAUGGCACGGUUUCCCAGAAGGAAAAAGCUUUGGGCUACAACUACAUGCCGGGAGGCCUCUUGAUGUCGAAUGUAGGACACAACAUUCCGGAGAUGAUCAUGUUCGAUUGGUUCCACAUUUACUUGGUCCACGGUGUGGCCGGUAACGAGGUUGGGGUGUUGCUAGGCCGCCUCCGAGACAGUGGCUUUCCCGAGCAACAGAUACACGACUUCGUGCAAUCCUUCCAUUGGCCGGUGCAAUUCGCUGGUGCGGAUGCCAAGUCAGUUCUCGCCAAAAAGCGAGAGGACAAGACUGCCCCGGUGAAAGCAGAAGCCUCCGAGCUCCUUAAUUUCCUGCCGGUCCUGCAGUUGUUCCUUAUCCUCUUCGUCUGGAGGGAUGCUGACGACUCCCUGAAGAGUUGCUGUCACGGAUUCUUCACCUUGUGCAAAAUCCUUCGCAUGCUGAGGAAAGCCACUCAGGGUGGCUUGGACCCUGCUGCCCUCAGGGGUGCCAUUAAGGAGCAUUGCGAACUAUACCUCGCCAACUACGGGGCAGAGUACUGGGUUCCGAAGAACCAUAUGACCAUGCACCUACCCGAAUUCUUGUCUCGUCACGGGCUGCUCCUUUCGUGCUUCGUGCACGAAAGGAAACACAAACUGGUCAAGAGGUUCGCAAACAACAUGAAGGACACCUCCAGAUCAUACGAAGCUACCGUCCUUCGCGAGACCCUUGCAGCUCAGUUCCUUGCGAUGCAGGACGAACUCCCUCAAGGGGAUGUGCGACUCAUCGGCAAGAGACGGUGCACAAAGGCAAUGGCCAGCCUGAUCCGGGAUGUGUUCGGCAACUCCGACGGUGUGUUUCAAGCACAGGCAGCAUUGCAUGGCGGAGGAUUCCGGUGCUCCCAUGGAGAUGUCGUCAGAGCCAAGCAUGCACAGGAACACGUUGUCGGCAUGAUUCACUUUCAUGUUGAGGUUGACGGCCUGCCUCUCACAUGCAUGAGUCCAUGGAGCCAUGUGGCCGAUCACAUGUACCGUGUGAAGCACGAAAGUUUCUUCAUCAACACGGCAUGCAUUUUUUCGGCUUGCAUCUGGUCUCGCAAGGGCGACGAUGCCAUCGUGUUGUUGGAGUGA